Messenger RNA from Scophthalmus maximus (turbot), 6061 nucleotides. RefSeq names its product terminal nucleotidyltransferase 4A (gene tent4a). Gene Ontology annotation, molecular function: poly(A) RNA polymerase activity; mRNA binding. The transcript has 13 exons. NCBI's taxonomy places the organism in Eukaryota, Metazoa, Chordata, Actinopteri, Pleuronectiformes, Scophthalmidae. Gene Ontology annotation, cellular component: TRAMP complex; nucleolus. The record is from RefSeq and is a predicted model, not a curated record. The coding region runs from base 277 to 2721 and encodes 814 amino acids. Gene Ontology annotation, biological process: RNA 3'-end processing.
UGCGCAUGGAUUUGAAGAGCAUACGCCAUAUUGAAUUCUCGUAGGAAUCGGCUAGCAAUUUUUUUUUCCCAGCUAGCGGUGUAAAGGGGCCACUUUAUCAAUGGUCCUCAUUCGGUUUAACGUUUAAAUACUUCUCUUUUCCGUAACCCCGGACAGCGUAGCGGCCUCCAGCGGGUCCAGGAAGCGGCGCGGAUUCAGGACGGGCUCGCUAGCUUCAGUUAGGCACUAGUAGGGGGGUGGGGGUGGGGGGGGGCGGUUACCGGAGAAAGAAGUUGAAUGGAUCCGAGGAUAGCUUGGAUUCAGCCCGAACAGAAAGGACCUGCGAACGCCUUGUGGAUGCACGUCUGGGAGACCUCUCAGGGAGUACGCACGCUCUCCGCGCAGCAGCAGCUCCACAACCAGAACCACAACCAGUGUGUGAACUACGCCGCGUUGGAUGUGCUGAAAAAUGUGGCGACCGCGGUGGCAGCGGGCAAGAUCGUCUGCGGCGGCAACGGCAACGUUACCGCGAGUCGGGGCAGCCAUCGCGGCAUCAUGCACGGCACUACCGGCGUCAACGGCACUGCGAUGUCCACGGUGGGUGUAGCGCUAUCCAACGGGAACGCGCGGAACUCUUUCGCGGCGGCGAACGCCGCCGGAGCGGGCGAGGGCAGAGCCCCGGCUCAGAAGACGGGAUCCGUCUCCUCGUCGUCCUCCUCACAGGAGUCCGGGGCGGACAGCCCCCCUUCCGGCUGCUCACUUGAGAGGACUAUGGGUGGAAAUGUAUCGGGCAACGUGAAUAAAAACGUCGGGGGUGCCAAUCUGCUCUUCGGCUUGGACAAUAAUGUCAACCUCUACCACCAACACCUCCACCACCACCGUCACAUACAGGAGCACCCGGCGUUCAGUCUCCAGCAGAUCUGCGUGAAGCGUCACCAGGUUCACCCCUCCGUACCCGCAACCCACACACACAACCACCACCCGGGCCGGAGGAAAAGCGACAACAAGGCGAGCACCUAUGGGAUGAACUACUUGCUAUCGAACUGCACUAACGGCAACUAUGCGGGCACUUGGACGCCCUGGAAGACGCGGACGUACAACCCCGGGGUCCUCGGACUCCACGAGGAGGUGAUGGACUUCUACAACUUCAUGUCCCCUCGGCGAGAGGAAGCAGCUAUGAGGAAGGAGGUGGUGAACCGGAUAGAGAUGGUCAUUAAGGAGCUGUGGCCCACUGCAGAUGUCCAAAUAUUUGGCAGCUUCAGCACAGGACUCUACCUUCCAACAAGUGACAUUGACCUGGUGGUGUUUGGGAAGUGGGAGCGUCCCCCACUGCAAGAGCUAGAACAAGCUCUUCGCAAACAUAACGUGGCGGAACCCUUCUCCAUCAAAGUGCUGGACAAGGCUACAGUGCCAAUCAUCAAGCUGACAGACCAGGAAACUGAGGUGAAGGUGGACAUCAGCUUCAAUGUGGAGACCGGGGUCAAGGCGGCGAGCUUCAUUAAAGACUACGUAAAGAAGUAUCCAGUGCUGCCUUACAUGAUCUUUGUCCUGAAGCAGUUCCUGCUGCAGAGAGACCUGAACGAAGUUUUCACCGGGGGCAUCAGCUCGUACAGCCUCAUCCUCAUGGUCAUCAGCUUCCUACAGCUCCAUCCUCGCAUUGACGCCAGGAACCCCACUGAGAACUUGGGCGUCCUGCUGAUUGAGUUCUUUGAGUUGUACGGCCGCCAUUUCAACUACUUGAAAACAGGGAUCCGCAUCAAAAAUGGAGGCGCAUACAUACCCAAAGACGAAAUCAUGAAGGCCAUGACGAACGGAUACAGGCCGUCCAUGAUCUGCAUAGAGGACCCACUGCUCCCAGGUAACGAUGUAGGGAGGGGCUCCUAUGGUGCCAUGCACGUCAAGCAGGUGUUUGACUACGCUUACACUGUCCUGAGUCAUGCCGUGUCACCGCUCGCGCGCUCGUAUCCCAACAAAGACUGCGAAAGCACCUUGGGCAGAAUAAUCAGGUUGACCCAGGAAGUGAUCGACUACAGGGAAUGGAUCAUUAAGAAGUGGGGGGGGAGGGAUCAGGCGCGGACAGACAAUAGAGUCUCGCCUCCCAAGGAGCCUGUGUCGGAGCAGGAGCCCGGCUGCAGCCCGGAGGAGCAGCAGAGGGACUCGGUGUCACCGCACAGCGCAGACUCCCCCAUGUCCAUCUCCAGCCCUCAGCAGCACUCGUCAGCCUCCUCGGUCUCCUCACUGUCCGGAUCAGACAAUGACUCCGAUUCGACGUUGCCAUGUCCGGUCCCUCCGCCACCCCUGCCGCCGUACCCGUCUUUCCCACCCCUGGGCCUCGCUUUGCCACCUGGACUCAACAUGGGCGCUGGCAAGCCCGGCAUGGGGGGACACCAUCUGCUCAUGCAUCCAGGCUCACAGGCUCGCGUGUCACUCCCCGGUGGUCUAACCAUGCACUCCAUACCUGGCAGACGGGUGUGUAUAGACACCGGGCUUCCCCCCUUCUACCACAUGCCCCCCCCAGCCCACGCUCAUGCCCCUGCUCCCUCCAGCCCCCAGCCUCCGCCCAGCCCCCACUCCAGCCACACACACAAGAAUGCAACUAAGUUCAAUGUGAAGGGCUUUCACAACCCACCACUGGUCAACAACCCUGUUCUGGCUAACCGCGGACACACGCACACGCAGUAUCACCGCAACACUUGGCGACGCAGGAAGAGGGACAGCCUACCGGUUAGCCUCAGCAGAUAGAAACAGCUCCCCCUCCUCCUACUCCUACUCCUCCUCCUCCUCCUCCUCUCUGGCUGCAAACCCCUGGCUCCUCGUUGGUCUCACACAAGGAUGGACAGGCAGACCGUGGACCGGAGACCAGCAGUUUUGAAUUGUGGGGCUGCAGCAAUGUGGAACAACAGCCCUCAGCUCUGCAUCUUCCUCGUACUAUCGCUACCUUUCCAUUUCUGCAUGACUUUUGUUCACAGUUUUGUAGUUUUGGUAUUUUGUUACUUUUCAGUAUUUUGGUUUAUUUUCAUCUUUAUUUCAAUUCUUUUUUUCUUUUUUUUAAAUUGCUAUUGGACUUGCCAUUGCCAAGUUCACUUGACCUCGCCUUGACCGUCGCAGCCAAGCUGCCCGAGGCUCAGUGUUACUUCUUAUUUUGUUUUUUUUUAACAGUUAAUACACUUUCGGACAAACCGUUUAUCAUUUUGUGCAAUAAUGUUCAAUUUUUCUUAUUUGGAACUAAAGUAAAUGCUUAUUUAAAUUUGUGUGUGUGCGUGUAUGUAAAAGGCAUUUUUAUACUGUUAUUUUAUUUUUGUAGAGUUUUAAAUUUUGUUUACGAAAAAACCUUUCCCCCCGGGCAGCAUCUCUAAAGCGUGUGUGUUUGUCAGUUGAUAUUUCUAUGUGUGUGUGUGUGUUGUGUGUGAGUGUUGGUCUGUGCGCGUCUGUCAUCAGGUUGAGAUAGACCUCAGUUUGAAGGCCCCCUUCUCCUCUUCUUCUUCUUCUUCUCUCCCCUCUUUACCUGCAUUGUUCUGUUCUAGAGAAGCAGAACAGAGAGGGACGAGGAGCUCUUACCUCAAUAUUCCUUACAGUUUUCUCUGCGUGUCUUGUAAAAAAAAUGGACGAGGCUAACCGGAAGUUUUGUUCUUCCAGUCCUGUUGGUCCACGGCAUCCGGGAGGAAAGUGGAGGGAUGAAGUUGCACCCUGGGAUCUCUUGAAAGGAGAAGGUGUACUUCUGUUUUGGCCUAAAAGAGGUAGUAGCUCCUGUGCCGCUAGAGCUUUAGCAGAUCCACCUCAAGAGAGUGUGUGUGUGUGUGUGUGUGUGUGUGUGUGUGUGUGUGUGUGUGUGUGUGUGUGUGUGUGUGUGUGUGUGUGUGUGUGUGUGUGUGUGUGUGUGUGUGUGUGUGUGUGUGUGUGUGUGUGUGUGUGUGUGUGUGUGUGUGUGUGUGUGUGUGUGUGUGUGUGUGUGUGUGUGAGAGAGUGUGUGAGUGAGUGAGCUGUUGCCAUAUUUUGUCAGUCAGGGGAAGGCUGGCAGUGGCCUGCUGGUUUUGUCUUGGCUGUCUUUUUCUCCACUGGAGGUUGUUUUUUUAAGGGAAAAGCUUCCAGACGGUGCAGGAUUUUGGCCUGAGAGCCUGUUCUGUUGAACAUAUAUGCGAGUGCGUUUUGUCAUCUUUUGUCUCGUUUUACUACAUGUUGUAGGAGGGGUUGGGGCCGAGAAGGCAACAGCCUGUCUGACUUGAAUUUGAAGAUUAAGAUUAGGGUAAGAGGGCAGAAAGCCACUGAUUCCAGGCCAGAGAACUUUUUCUUCUGACGCUCACCCUCCGUAGUUCAGGGACGUGGUUUUUUGGAAAAUCUGAGCUGACGGCGGUCAACUCUUGGCCCACGGCCGUAAAUCUGUGACGACCGACCAACACCAAGGUGCUCAGCGAUAAGGGUUUCUCCUCUUUGGUCCUGGACAAAGGAGAGGGAGGAAGGGUUGUAGGAGAAGUCGGGGGGCGUCUUCCUGAACCAAGGACCCUAGUGAAAGGGAAAUAUAUUUUGAUUCCAUUCAGGGAUCUUGUGUAUAUUUGAUUGCCAGGUACUUCCGCUAAUUGUUUGCAAUGCCUUUCUUUGUGUUUACUUUUAGUGUGUGUACGUUGUAAUGCCGCGAGCACACCGUGUCACAAAAAACACACGCUCGCAGACAGGACUGUCAAAGGCUGUGACUCGCCCAGAAACACUACACACGCUGGUGUUAUUACUAUGCAAGUGGAUUCUUCUCAUUUUUUCGUGUCAACUCUCUUGUCUUUUACCGUUUCGGGGCCUUGUAUUUGUACGAAGGUCCCGAUAUGUUUUAAAGUCUAGUUUUCUACAUCUAUCAAUCAAAUGUAAGGAAUGCGGGAUGUUAAUGUCAAUGGUUGAGUGUGGGUCUGUGUAGUAUGUGACAUAGUGAAACGUGUAAGAAAGUUUUGAGACUUAUGACUUGCCACGGCAGGUUUGUUUUGUUUUGUUUUUCUUAUCAGGCCCCCAACCAUUCAUGAGCGAGUGCACCGAGAGAGCGACUUGCACUCUGCAGGUGCACUGCAUAUGGGACCAACGUGUCCGCCAACAGUCCUUUCCCUUUUUGCUGAAAUUCUAUUCAGUAAUGUCACAUUUGUUUUUUCUUUCCUUUAAACCGUGGCAACUCUGAUCCGUCAGUCAAAAAACUUCACCUGCCAUCAGUUCAGUCUCGAGUGAAUAGUUUCCGCUUUGAUUUUUAAUGAUUUCAACUUAAAAACCCCAAAAGGCUUGGACUGUCAGAAAGGAGGCGUGUCCAGCCAUACGAUCAUACUCGCAUCACCCUGCGGAGCAUUGUCCUCCACUUUAUGAUCUGCAGGGAGGUGAUCAGGACGGCAUAUGAAAUGUUCCGUAAUAUGUAAUCCUGGCCCCGAUAUAAAUUAGACACCAUUAAAUGUGGAUUUAGUUGAUCAAACGUGUUGAACCCUUUCAAACUGUCUCACUGAUGUCUGCUUAUGAGGAGCUGAUGAUGAAAACUGGUGAUGGGAGGUGGUUGACUGGGUUUCGAGUUGCCUGCAGCUUCACAGCAAAAACUUACAUGCAGUAUUUUACCAAGUCUGUGUGUAUUAAAAUCUGUGUGCAUCUCCGCAGUCCACCGUCGCUCGCUCUCUCUCUAUCUCUCUCUCUCUCUCUCUCUCGUCAGGCGGCAAUGGCAACGGUUAGUGAAAGGCAUCAUCAGCCUUGCUCCGCCACAUUGCCUUCACUCCUCCUGGUUGGUGUAAAAGUGAAGGGGUGGGUGGGAGCAGGUGAGGCCGAGCGGCUCGGACCACUGAGAUUUUUGCAUACACAUUUACUUGUAGAUGCAAUGUGAUAUCACCCCUCCAUUGCAAUAAUAUGAGGGAUUUUUAAAAAAAAACUGGUGGCUGCUGUUUUCAAGAAAAGGUGGCAGCCCCUCUUUGUCCUGGCUGAUUCAUGUGAGCAGUAAACCCUCAUACUGGACACCUAGCUAUCGGUGGCCAGAGGGAACCACUGCCCAGCCUUUGAUUUGUUUUUUGUUUUUGACAUUUUUAUGUAAAUAUAUUUUUUUCUAUUUUAUUUUUUAAUAAACAUUUUAAAACUGCCA